Molecule: messenger RNA, 669 nt
Organism: Lentinula edodes (shiitake mushroom)
Lineage: Eukaryota; Fungi; Basidiomycota; Agaricomycetes; Agaricales; Omphalotaceae
Exons: 3
Coding region: 10-450 (146 amino acids)
Source: RefSeq, a predicted model, not a curated record
AGCACCGCCAUGCAGUUCAAGUACCUCACUCUUACCAGUGCCAUUGUCACUGCUAUCUCCCUUGUAAACAGUGUCAAUGCUGUUGCGGUUCAACUGAGGAAUGGUGAAAUUGUCACCAAGGACAAAAUCCUUGAAUGGAUCGCGACCACAGAGGCCAACCUCACCUUUAUUGGUGAACCCAUCACCAAACGAAUCACCGAGGACACUAUGGUUGUCUAUUGCAGCGUCAGAACGCAAGACGUAUGCGGAGGCGCGUGCACCGUCUAUAACGGCGGUGCCACUUGUCUUAACGCUCCGAACACUAACUGUCUCUCGGCCACGAAUAAUGUGGGAUUUUGUGACCGCGGUGGAUGUGGAGGUAGUUGCAACCAGCUUUCGACCUGUGGAGUGCGUUUGGAUGAUGGAUUCUGUUACACCCCUGGCACAAGUUCCAUCAAUGUUGGUUUCUGAGCGAGGACGGAAUGGGACCACUUCCAAGGCUCUGCUGAAGACGAGUACUUACCUCGAAAAUUGUAUAAAAUGAUGUUUGUCUUGUAAAUUGUACGAUUAUUAUUUGGACCGGAAUUGUGAAGGAACUUUGGAAAAAUUUUGUCGAAGUUUCUCUAGUCGAAUUCACGCAGUGUCAAUUAUGUUCCGCAGCCUUGGAACGUUGAAGAUGGAUGAGAAUGG